Messenger RNA from Zeugodacus cucurbitae (melon fly), 1159 nucleotides. RefSeq names its product serine protease easter. The record is from RefSeq and is a predicted model, not a curated record. Gene Ontology annotation, biological process: proteolysis. Gene Ontology annotation, molecular function: serine-type endopeptidase activity. Lineage: Eukaryota; Metazoa; Arthropoda; Insecta; Diptera; Tephritidae. The transcript has 3 exons. Bases 123 to 1085 code for a protein of 320 amino acids.
AUUCACUAUCGCGAUCUCAAGUUAGUUCGUAGGAGUGCUUAGCAGUAAGAGGUCUAUCUUUUUGAGUAAUUUCUUCUACUAAGAACUUCUAUCAUUAUUGGUAUUUGAAAAGUGAAGACAACAUGGCAUUCAUAAAGGGCAUAAUUUUAACAAUAUUUUACGUUGUCUUUUCUUCGGACAAGUGUAUCGUAAAUUCAUGGAUGGAUCUGAGCGAUACUGGUAAAUUACCUAAAGAAAACGAAUGCGGCAGGGUCGAUCUAUCAAAUCGUAUCAUGGGUGGAACUGAAACACGUAUAGAUGAAUUUCCCUGGACAGCAUUGAUUAUAUACUUCAAUAGAAGCAACGGCGAUAUAGGUUCAGCUUGUGCCGGCACGCUUAUUAAUGAAUUCCAUGUUAUCACAGCUGCACAAUGUGUUGACUAUCAUAUGAUUUUCAAAAAUGGCAUAAAUGUCACAGCCGUACGUUUGGGCGAAUGGAACACUGCCACUGCAAAAGAUUGUGAGAAAGACUCCAAUGGUGUGGAGUACUGCGCGCCACCACCACAAGAUAUCAAAAUUGAUGAAGUUAUAAUUAAUGCAGAUUUUAAUAGGAAACAAAUGUUACACGAUAUAGCUUUGUUGCGUUUGGUGCGUAAAGUCAUCUAUUCCGAUUUCGUUAGUCCCAUAUGCCUGCCAACAUGGGAGUCUCAAAUAUAUCUGGGCUUUUCCGAUGCUACAGCGGAAAUCGCUGGUUGGGGAGAAACUGCAAAAGAAACGUAUAGUAAUGUAAAAUUGAAAGCAACUGUGAACAUAAUUCCUCUACAGGAUUGCACAGGCAAUAUUACGCUUGAUAAUGUUGGUUUCGGUCAUACCUAUGAUCCUUAUCGGCAGUCAUGUGCCGUAGGCGAUGGUAAAAUUGCUUGCAAAAUUGAUACGGGCGGUCCGCUUAUGAUUAUGGAUAAACCUGAUGAUAGUGAUAGAACUGCUUACUAUUUGAUUGGUAUAUUCUCUAGUGUGGAACUUUCUUGUACGGAAAGGAAGCCACCAGCUAUUUAUACGCGUAUACGCCUAUACAUGGACUGGAUAAGAGGGAUUUUGGAGAGAUAAUAUAUAUAUUUGUAUAUCUGUAUUGUUAAAGCAAACUAGAUAUUUUUACAGCAGAAACAAUUGUGUUUGUUAUU